Radiomyces spectabilis is the source of this 700-nucleotide messenger RNA. RefSeq lists its product as uncharacterized. The transcript has a single exon. Bases 143 to 604 code for a protein of 153 amino acids. NCBI's taxonomy places the organism in Eukaryota, Fungi, Mucoromycota, Mucoromycetes, Mucorales, Radiomycetaceae. The record is from RefSeq and is a predicted model, not a curated record.
AAACAACCGCCAGAAAACGCUCAUCGCCGACCAGUUGCAUUUUGUGGUGCUCUGCAACUUCAUUCUGAGGACUGUCGGAUAUGCUUCGUUCGUACAGGAAAUAUCACCGAUAGGCCACCCAUCCCACAUCGACACAGUACAGAUGGAUGCGGUGGCUCUAUAUGAAAUGUUCGGUUCAACACCUGCUCAAAUGAUCCUGUAUGACGAAGAUCGGCAAGCGAUCACCACCGUUUCAGAUGCCAUCAAACACAAGUAUGCGAUUUUUGGGUCGUUUUUCGAUAUGUCAAGUGUUGAACGUGUUUGCGACGACCAUGGACUUGAAUUUUCUCACCGAAUGGCCAUUACUCCUUUUGGAGUGGCGCGAGUAUAUGGGUCUGUCAAAGACAGCGUGCGAGUAUCAAUGUCCGCCUACGAGCAGCGGAAAAAGUCAAAAACUCAUUCUGCCGCCUCGGAAGAUAUACAGAGCACAGUCGCCGAUCUUGAAAAAAAAAUCGGAAAAGCCGAAACCUAUUUAAAAAUUUUUGAAAUCAUCGCAUCCCGGUCUUUUGCGACAGCGAAAGGAAGCAGUCAAGACUUUCGAAGAGGCAAAGAAGACUACGGCUGAUUAUGUCCAUUUGAAGGAGUUGAAGAAGACCCUUGCGAUGGCGAUCAAUGCCGAAAAUCGCAACAAUUUACAGUUGAAAGAUGCGAGAAUGACUUU